CCCGCUCGCUGCCGGCCGCGAGGGGCCGGGCCGGGCUCGGGCCCCGCCGGCCGCCCGCGGAAGAUGUGGGCGCAGGUGUGGGGGUUCCUGUACAACAGCUUCCUUCGGCUCUGGCUGAAGUGGGUCCUGCGGCUGCUGACCGGCAAGUGCGAGCUGCAGCGCCUCCUGGGCGGCGCGGAGGCGGGCGCGCUGCGCACGCUGAGCGUAGAACAUUCACUGGAAGCAUCAAAAAAUAAGGUUUUAAGAAAUGCUGUACAUGUUGAAGAAACUGAAGUGGAGAAGUGUGUCAAAGACAUAAUGAAAGAAAAGAGGAUUGAACAGAAGGACACAAGGUUUAAGACAAAUUUGCAUAUAUCCUUGCUACAGAUAUCAGGUUAUAAAAAACUGUAUUUGAAUGUGGAAAACCUAAGGAAGGUCCCAUAUGAUUCAGAAAAUGAAGAACACGAGGAACAGUUAAUUGAGCUCUGGAAUUUGCUGAUGCCUCACGAGAACCUGAAGGCCAGAAUCAGUAAACAGUGGUGUGACAUUGGCUUCCAAGGCGAAGAUCCCAAAACAGACUUCAGAGGAAUGGGGCUGCUGGGCUUAGUGAAUCUGGUGUAUUUUAGUAAGCAUUACACCAAUGAAGCUCGUCAGAUCCUUUCUCGGUCAAAUCACCCAAAGCUGGGAUACUCCUAUGCCAUAGUUGGGAUCAAUCUGACAGAAAUGGCAUACAGUUUGCUCAAGAAUGGUACUUUAAAGGGUCAUCUCUACAACAUGGUCUCUGGGUUGCCACAGAUGGAGCACUUCCAUCAGUUUUACUGUUAUCUAGUUUAUGAGUUUGACAAGUUCUGGUUUGAAGAGGAACCAGAAAGCAUUAUGCACUUCAACCAGUACAGAGAGAAGUUCCACGAAAAAAUUAAGGGACUUCUGCUGGAUUACAGUGUGGUACUGACCUUACAAGAUACAAAGAAACCUUAAUUCCUCUGCAGUAUAUGAGGUGCUGUAUUAAAAAUUGAGUGAUGCAUUUGGAUGGAAAUUCUGUGUGUUUCACCAAAAACUGUCUAAAAAUAGGACUUUUUUUUAAUUAAAAAAAAAAAAAGAAAAUUAGCAAAAUUCAGUUAAGAAAGCUUGGACAAUCAACCUCUGUUUACAGGUAUUUUUAUGCUAUUCUCCAAAGGGCAGCUUUUUGAAAAAGAAGUGAAACAAAACCCAACCAACAAACCAACACAAAAAGCAACCCACAAAUCUCAAGAACCUCUGGAUUGUUGUUUUGCAUUUUCUUUUCUAUUUCUUGGUGCAGAAACAUGAAGCAUGUAUUUAUGCUGCACCAUAUUUUCUGUGAAUGGGUUUGACUGUUAAUGGUCUUUUAAAAGACAGUUUAAAUUCAACUUUUGAAAUUUGAAUUUAAAUUACAACCUUUUAAUGUAAUGGUUGAAGUUCAGAUUUUAGUUGAAAUUAUUGUGGGUUUAGAUUUUUUGUGUUCUUAUUCCUUUAUAUGUCAUUGAUAGUUCAGUCAACAAUGUUAAAUUUCUUUGUUAUUAAGAGGUCCUCAAAAGGAAUGUAUUAUUUGGUUAUAAUUUUGGAAAAGAGGCUUAAUCCAUCAGCAUAUUGUACUUAAUUGUAUUCUAGUACUUACUAGAAAUUGCUUCUAGAAAGGAAGUUUAUGGAUUUGUACCAGACAGUUCCUAUGCUUGGAACAAGUUCAGUUUGCAAACAAACAAAAAGAACCAUGUGUCAUCAGCAUGCGGAUAAGAUCCUCAGGCUAAAGCUACUCUUUCUGAAAGUAUUCCUAUUGUAAAAACUUCUGAUUCUUUUUAAUCUGACUUCACAUGAUGAGGAUGAUUGACUCAGAAUCUGUUGUCAGCCCUUUCCUUUAGCAGCUAAAGGGGUAUUCUUAGUGGGAGGUACAAGAGAUUUACUUUAGCCUUUUUAUAAAUUUAUAAAAAAACCCUUUAUUGCAGCUGCAAUCCUUAUUUUGUAAAAAUAACUUCACAUCUGAGUACAAGUCUAAAAAAAUGUAUUUUCCUUGGAAGGGAUGCAACUCUGAUGUGUUCCUUAGUCUUGCCAUCCUCAGACAAUCUAAUAGAUAGAACUUCAUGUCUAUAUUGUGACUAAUUAUUGCUUAGAGCAACUUUAAAUGGAUUUGGUAUGACCAUCACUUUGUUUUCUAAAACCUUCUAUUAAAUAAGUGCCUUCUGCUGUUUUCAA
This is a messenger RNA of Lonchura striata (white-rumped munia), 2187 nucleotides long. It is a transcript of the gene ELMOD2, whose product is annotated as ELMO domain containing 2. Lineage: Eukaryota; Metazoa; Chordata; Aves; Passeriformes; Estrildidae. Gene Ontology annotation, molecular function: GTPase activator activity. Gene Ontology annotation, cellular component: membrane. The record is from RefSeq and is a predicted model, not a curated record.